Messenger RNA from Malassezia restricta, 1665 nucleotides. RefSeq lists its product as uncharacterized. The transcript has a single exon. The record is from RefSeq and is a predicted model, not a curated record. The coding region runs from base 1 to 1665 and encodes 554 amino acids. NCBI's taxonomy places the organism in Eukaryota, Fungi, Basidiomycota, Malasseziomycetes, Malasseziales, Malasseziaceae.
AUGACGACCACGACGGGUCGCGUGUGCACCGCGGAUAUGACGACCGGCGAGAGGCUGUGGGAGGUGGACGUGCUGCACAGAUACCCUCAUCUCGAGUGCGAUCAGGGCUGGAUGGUGUUUGAUGACGGCGAGCCUGACGAGCUGGAUGUGUGGCAGAGCGAGCGGCGCGGCGUGUAUCGGCGGGCUGGCGCGAUCCGCGCGGGUCAUGCCAUUCGGGCCUUUCGCCUCGUGGGUGCGCAUGUGCUGGUAGCGACGCUCGAUGAUCUGCUCCUGGCAUACGACGUGCGUUCGCUUGCGCAGACGCAUCUCGUGCAUCUCGGCGGCACGGAGCACGAGCAUGGCAAUGUCACGUACAUUGAUAUGGACGACGACUUUUUCUACGUCGCCGGCGCGGGGCAGCUGUCUCUGACGGUGAUUGGGCGCGCUUCGCAGCGCGUCGCCAUGACGCUGCACGACUGGAUCGCCGGCUAUCCCCUUGCUUCGUUCGUGCCUGAGCUACUUCCGCAGCCAUGUGGUGCGCCGCGCUUCCAGCUGCGCCAGAUGCAUGCGAUCCGCUCGCCCAUCGUCCUGGCAUCCGCGUACCAGGCGUUUCGGCACGAGCCUGGUAUCGAGAUGAGGCAGUGGGACGCCGUGCAUCCCGAUGCGAGCACAGAUACCCUCGUGGCGCUGUCGGACAGCGGCCUCCUGUUCAUCCGCCACUACAAAGCGCAUCUGCUGCGGGGCAGCGCCGCGCCGGAGCUCGUGUACUAUGCGUUUCCUGAGCUUGUGCGGUGUGCCGAGGGCCGGCGCACGUCUCGUGUAUUGGGCUCACGGCACCGCGAUGGAGAGGGCCAGCUGUGUGUGCACGACGGCCGCGUUGUGGCUGUGAGUGGUCUCAUGAUGCUCGUCGAUUUGUGUGUGCCGAUGCCACUUACGCCGCGCCCAUCGUUCACGCGUGUGCCGUCGACGGCUGACGAGGCGCCGUUUUCGGUGUACGUAUGGUCCGACGUGUCUCGGGCGCUGGCUGGCUGCAGCUGUGUGCAAAUGGACCACACGGGUAUUUAUGUGGCGCGCGAGCACGAGGAGCGUGGUGUGGUGGCGCUGUGCAUGGAUGCACCGACGCAGCUGCCUGCAGUGCGUGAUGUGCCGAUACCAGCGCUGGAUCGGCUUCUUGCGAGGUACGACCACGACGAGCUGCUUGUGGCCGAGCCGUGGCUGUGGACGCACUGGCGGGCCUUUAGCGUGGGCGCGGACGAGGCGGCUAUCGAGACGAGCUCGGUGGAAGAUGCCGAUACGGACAUGGCCUCGGACGCGAGCUCCGAGACGAGCUCCGAGGCGGCCUCCGAGACCAGCUCUGGGGCAAGCUCCGAGACGAGCUCUGAGACGAGCUCUGAGACGGGUUCCGAGACGAGCUCCGAGGCGGCCUCCGAGACCAGCUCUGGGGCAAGCUCCGAGACGAGCUCCGAGACGGCUUCUGAUUCGGGUUCCGAGACGGGUUCAGUGGCGAGUUCUGAUUCGGGUUCCACGACCGACUCCGAGGCGAGCUACGUAUCCGGUUCCUCGACCGCCUCCGAGACGGUCACCGAGACGGUCACCGAGACCGUCACGCACACCGGCACCGAGACCAUCACCGAGACCGUCACGACCCGCGUCACCGUGACGCCCGCUCGACGCCGGCGUAGGUAG